This is a messenger RNA of Lottia gigantea (owl limpet), 2125 nucleotides long. RefSeq lists its product as hypothetical. Bases 28 to 882 code for a protein of 284 amino acids. The record is from RefSeq and is a predicted model, not a curated record. Lineage: Eukaryota; Metazoa; Mollusca; Gastropoda; Lottiidae. The transcript has 2 exons.
ACUCAUUAAGAUCAAUCAGAAUUGAAAAUGCUUCAGAGAAGACGUUCAUCAAUAGUGACAUCCGCCGAGUCUCAUGACAGUUUUGUAAACCGAUCAAGACAGCUGAUUCGUGUCACCCGAGACCAGAUAGUCAAACUGAACGACAUGAGUACAGAGGUCAGAGAAAUGACAGAACGACUCUUCUCUGAAGAACAAUCCUAUACCAAUAGAUCCUCCAGAAGACGAAGCUCCGUCGGCGUUCGAUUUGAAUCUCAUCAUGUAAUGUCUAAGAGACGAACGUCCAAAACAAUUUCCAUGAAACUUCCCCCAAAAAAGCAAUCGAAAUUGCAUCCACGUAAGAAUGGUUUGCUUACGACGAAAGAUGCAAAAGAUGGAACAGAAAACUCGGAUGUACAUCUCCUUGAAGUCAACGGGACAUCCAGUAUUGAAGCUGCUAAGGCAGGAUUUGUUGGCCUAGAAAAACAGGUGAACGAAACGACGCAACGUAGUCGGAAAACAAAAGAAUCGGAAACGAACGAAACGAAAGGCCGUAAUUUCUUUGGCUACAGCAGUAUCGACAAGGCGAGGUAUGUUAUAAAUGAAAACGGAAGCGCACAACAAAGGAAAAAUGCAGCUGUGUUCGAGUACAAAUUCCGCAGCCAGCGACCAACUCUCCAGUUGCCGCAAAUUAAUUUAUCAACGGAUGAACUAUCGCCGCUGUUGACUGCUCCUGCAACUUCAACUCCAAGAUCGGAAAGUCCGAAUUCAAGUAGAGUUGAUGCAUGGAACAGUCGUGCUCUCAUUAUGUUCGGGAAUAAUUAUGAUAAAUUUAUUAGGAAUAGAACAGAGUGUAUACCAUUUCGAUGUGCUGCAUUUAACCGACAACAGAAACAGUGGUACUGAUCCGCAUUUUGAAGUAUUUGUACCAUCCUAGGCCAGCACAUUUGGGAGAAUCAAACUAUCCCUUCCAUGAAAUAUAAACAAGCAGUUUGAAUCUAUAAGUUAGCGAAAAUAUUUGUGCACCAUUCAAAGGAUAAACAAUCCAUUUUAUUUUGCAAUAGCGUAACCGAGUUGAAACUAUACAAGCUGGACCUUAACCAUGUAUAAUUUCUAAAACGAUGAAAAUAUUUCGAGUAGUCUCUUGGGCUACGAUUAUGUUGCGAUAUGAAUACAGGGCUUGACUACAAUUCUAUGGUAUAUUUUGUUUUGCCUGUAAGAGCCUUUUCAAUCACAAAGUGCUUUUGUAAGAGCGAAAACAAUAUAGAUCAUUUAUUAGCUUUAUUUAAAUACUGCUGAAUUGGGUAGCACUAUAUUCAAUUUUAAAAUCACUAUAAGAUUAUGAACAAAAUAUAACUAAAUAGUUUAAUAAUAGUAUGCCCUUAUUUACAAUUAUAAAAAUGCUAAAUUAAUUUAUAUACAUAUGAACAAAUUUGGAUACAAAAUAUACUGUUAUGAGUCCUUCUUGUUUUUUGCACUUUUGAGAUCCUGGAAUCCUUUAGUUUUUGCACGAGAGUGUCUCUCGGUAUUAUAUGGCCUUUUAUAUUUAAAUCCAUGCAAAAACAAUUAGCAAAAUGUGAUCUUAUAUGACUUUGUGUGUCCUUUGAAUUGUUUGGUAGAGUUUAUAAUGAACAAUGUAGAAUAUGUAAUGUUAUCUUCUUCUUAUACCUUGACUACAAUAGCGACCUUUCUUGUGAUCGUAAUUGCUUGGCAAUGUGAAGACUUAUUUUAUAUUUACAUAGAAAGAGAUUUAACACUUUACAAUUUAAAACAUGAUAUAACAAUAUAUAUGUUGAAGUCCUUAUUUCAAAUAAAGACCUAAUGUAGCUUAAGUUGCCAGUACACCAUUGCGAUCAACAGUCACUUUAGUCUGAAUACAGAAAAUGGUCAAAAAUUUCGAACACAACUGAGUUGUGAGUAACGUUCGGAACUCAUAGCCAUAAUGUUUAUUCGCAACCAUACCCGACAUUUAGACCGAGACAUCUGCCUCUAGUCCAUCCUCUUUUUGAUAUAUAUUGCUGAAAACUUUCAAAAAUAGUUAUCAGAGGCUGGAAUAGGGGCAGAUGUUUCGGUCUACAGGUCGAGUAUGGUUGCGUAUAAAUAUAGUGGCUAUGAGUUCCGAACGUAACUCACAACUCAGUUGCGUUCG